Molecule: messenger RNA, 405 nt
Organism: Lathyrus oleraceus (garden pea)
Lineage: Eukaryota; Viridiplantae; Streptophyta; Magnoliopsida; Fabales; Fabaceae
Exons: 2
Coding region: 1-405 (134 amino acids)
Source: RefSeq, a predicted model, not a curated record
AUGGAAACCAAGUUAUCUAUCUUCUUAUGCUUCUAUGCACUUCUUGUAUUUGUUGUAACAAGUAUGCCUUUCGAAGAUGAGAAACAAUAUGGUGAAACAAAAGAGUCAAAGAAAGAUAUUAGAAUUAAUGGACAUUUACACGAUCUCAGCAAAGGUAAAAUUUGGAUAGGCAUUGGUGGAAAAAUAAACAGGAGCUGCGGUGGAAACAUUAUAAACUUUCAUGAAGGUCGAAAAAUGGACGAUGGUGGAAACGUUGUAAAAUUUCCCAGUGGUGGAAGAUCGGGCUACGGUGGAAAGGUCGUCAACUUUCCUAAAGGUGGAAAAGACGGCGGCCGUAGAAACAUCAUAAUCUUCCCCGGAGUUGAAGAAGGGGGCGGUGGUGGGAACGUGGGCGAUGGUGCAUAA